UCUAAUGGGCAUAUCCCAAUAAGCAUAAAAUAAAAGUAGACAUCAAAUGAGAAAUCAAGAAAAAUAUGCAAAUCCUACCAACGUCUCAGAUGGGAUAGGACACAGCGGCCUUGAUGCUUUUUCAUCUAACAGAGGACAUACAAUUUUCCUUUUUAUUCCAUUAAUUUAAUUUUGAAAAUUUUAGAGAUUUUGCAAAGCCCUGUUGGUUGACUUGAAAAGGAAAUGUCUCCACUUCACCUCCCUAGCUUGCUCUUUUUCGACUGCCGUUGUUUCAUAACUUCCUUUUUCUCGAGAAAAUAUGGGAAAGGCAGUUAGCAUGUUGUGUCGAAUCCUUUUCCUGCUUUUAGCGUUCUUGCAUUUCCAGGUCCUUUGUUCAUUGAGUUUCUCUUCCUCUUUUCUUCAUUCACCUCAUUUGUGCCUCCCAGAACAGAGGGCCGCCUUGCUCGAAUUCAAAAACACCAUUUCUCUGGCUGAUUAUUGUGAUGAUUACCCAAGGACAAAUUCUUGGAAUGAAAGCACGGAUUGCUGUUCAUGGGAUGGAGUCAGUUGCCACAUGGUGACGGGUCAUGUUACAGGCAUCGACCUCAGUGCCAGCUGCUUUAACGGUGCUCUCACUGCAAACGACAGCUUCUUCCACCUUCAAGGACUUCAACGACUCAACUUUGCUGAGAACCAUUUCAAUGGCUCUAUCUCAUCGGAGUUGUUUAAUCAGUUAGUGACUUUGACCCAUCUUAAUCUUUCUUCUAAUUCAUUCUCUGACUUAAUCCCAUAUGAAAUCAGUCUCCUGUCAAACUUGGUUUCACUCGAUCUUUCCAAAAAUGGUUAUUACCACUUGAGAUUUGAUGGUCAAGGUUUUGACAUGCUUGCAGGCAACUUAACCGAAUUGCAAAACCUUAUCCUUGAUUUUGUAGAUAUGCCUGAUGUUGCAUCUCCUUCCUUUCUGAACUUGACAUCAUCUCUGGAACACUUGAGUCUCAGAUAUUGUCAACUACAUGGGGAAUUUCCAAGUGAUGUUUUUCGCCUUCCAUACCUCCAGCACAUAAAUUUAAGUUAUAAUGAAAAUCUCACAGGUUAUCUCCCUAAGACAAACUUGAGUCUUAGAGGGUCAAUUCCAGCAUCAUUGGGAAAUCUCACUCAAAUCAUCUCCCUAGAUAUUUCUUAUAACAAUUUUGGAGGACAGAUUCCAGAUGCUUUUGGAAACCUUAAUAAAUUGACUUCUUUGUCAUUUUCUUAUUGUAAUUUUACUGGUCAACUUCCGUCAACUAUGUUCAACCUCACACAUCUUACCAAUCUAGAUUUGUCAUAUAAUCGAAUAGAAGGUCCCCUGCCAAAUCAUGUUAGUGAGCUUCAAUUGCUAGGAGAAAUUCUCUUAUCCGGUAACCUUAUAAGUGGUGGAGUACCAUCUUGGCUGUUUACUUUGCCAUCUUUGAGAUGGUUAGGUCUGAGCUGUAACAAACUUACCGGUCCAAUUGACCAAAUUCAGAAGCCUAAUUCUCUUGAACAUAUUGAUUUGAGUUCUAAUGACAUUCAUGGAUCAAUACCCAAUUCUUUCUUUGAUCUUGUGAGUCUUGACACGCUUGAUCUUUCCUCAAACAACUUCAGUGGUGUCAUCAAGUCAAAUAUGCUUGCAAAACUCAAAAAUCUUUUGUUUCUUUAUCUUUCGAUGAAUCAUUUUUAUGGCAAAGUCCCUGAUUCGUUUACAAAUGAUCAGUUGAGUUAUUUUCUCCUUAAUGACAACCAAUUGGAAGGAUUACUGCCACAGUCUUUGGCUAAUUGUAGUUCCUUGAAACUUUUGAAUUUAAGGAACAACAACCUAACCGGGGCUAUUCCUUCGGUCAUUGGUAACCUAACACUGCUUGAAACGCUCGAUUUUAACGACAAUAACUUGACAGGUAAAAUACCACUUCAGAUUGGCAACCUACCAAAAUUGGAAGGCUUGUACAUAGGAAAUAACCAUAUCUCUGGACUCAUCCCUCCUCCUAUCUUUAACACCUCGACCUUGAAGUUCAUUGUACUAGUUCUAAAUCGGCUCCCGGAUCUUCCAUCAAGCACAGGUAUCAGGCUUCCGAAACUUGAAAUCCUUCAACUUGGAGGAAACGAACUCAGUGGACCCAUACCUACCUCUAUCUCCAAUGCCUCUCGGCUUACUAUGCUUGGCCUGGAAAUGAAUUCAUUUUCCGGAUAUGUUCCUGUUGACCUUGGCAAUCUAAGAGAUCUACAAGUACUCGGCCUAGGGACUAAUAAUUUGGCUAGCACACCAUCUUCAGGUUUGAGCUUUCUAUCGUCUUUGACAAAUUGCAAAGACUUGAAAUUUUUGGCAUUUGAUGCAAAUCCAUUGAUCAGUGGUAAACUUCCUAUUUCUAUAGGAAACCUCUCUGUCCAAGAAUUUAACGCUUAUGGUUGCAACAUUAAAGGCAGUAUUCCAAGAGAAAUUGGCAACCUAAGCAACUUGAUUGGCUUGAACUUAGAUAACAAUGUACUGAUUGCUAUUGCCACCACAAUCGGAAGAUUACGGAAUUUGCAAAGUCUCUCUCUUCAAGGAAACAAGUUAGAAAGAUCCAUUCCAACUGAGUUGUGCCACUUGAAGAGUUUGGGUUUCUUGUAUCUCGCGGGUAACAAAUUGGUUGGACCAAUACCAGCAUGCUUGGGUGAUCUUAUUUCUCUUAGACAUUUACUUUUAGAUCGCAACAAGUUUACUGGCUUAAUACCCUCAACCUUGACAAGGCUUGUAGAUAUCUUGCAACUAAACUUGUCUUCCAAUACUCUACGUGGGGCUCUCCCGAUUGACAUUGGAAAGUGGAAGGUUGUUAAUAAUAUUGAUUUUUCCAAAAAUCAAUUACCAGGUGAAAUCCCGAUAAGCAUUGGUGAUCUUAAAGACCUGACUUAUCUCUCAUUAUCUGAUAACAGAUUUCAAGGGUCUAUAUCUGAGUCAUUCGGGAACCUGAAAAGAUUGCAGUUCUUGGAUUUGUCAAAGAAUAAUUUCUCUGGAAUCAUUCCCAAGCCCUUAGAAAAACUCUUGUAUCUUGAAUAUUUCAAUGUCUCUUUCAAUAGACUACAAGGAAAAAUUUCAGAUGGAGGAACCUUUCCCAACAACUCUGUUCGAUCAUUUAUGGGGAAUAAAGCACUAUGUACUACACCUCGACUACAGCUUCCACUCCCACCAUGCAAAACUAAUUCUUUUAGGCAUCAUUCUAAGAAAGCUAUUAAGCUAGUGUAG
Molecule: messenger RNA, 3217 nt
Organism: Theobroma umbraticum
Lineage: Eukaryota; Viridiplantae; Streptophyta; Magnoliopsida; Malvales; Malvaceae
Source: RefSeq, a predicted model, not a curated record